Dermacentor albipictus is the source of this 1971-nucleotide messenger RNA. Lineage: Eukaryota; Metazoa; Arthropoda; Arachnida; Ixodida; Ixodidae. The record is from RefSeq and is a predicted model, not a curated record.
GGACCGAAGUGGAUCAGAGGAGACGCAUAUAUAAAGCUGGACGCCGGCUGCUCCGAGCAAGCGAGAAGUUGCGAACGGUUUCGUCUUUCGAGUCUCAAGACAGUGGUGCUCUUUUCAGUUCCCUGAGGUUUUCCUAACCAAGAAGCAUGCAGGCCUUCAUCGCAGCAGCCGUUCUCAGCUUCGUCGCCUCGGCUCUAGCCGGUGGCUACGGAGGUGGUUACGGUGGCGGUUACGGUGGCGGUUACGGCGGCGGCUACGCCGCGGCGCCCGUCGCACUCGCCACCUACGCCACCCCGGCCGUGGGCUACGGAUACGGCGUAGGCGCCAAGACCCUGUCCUACGGCGCAACCUACUCUGCACCCGUCGCUGCCUAUGCCGCCCCAGCCGUCACCAAGACCGUCUCAACGUACGCCGCUCCCGCCGUAGCCUAUGGUGGAUACGGAGGUUACGGUGGAUACGGAGGUUACGGUGGAUACGGAGGAUACGGCGGCUACGGAGGAGGACUGGGAUACGCCACCUACGCCGCACCCGCCGUGGCUAAGACCGUUGUGGCCGCUCCGGCGGUCGCUACAUACGCCGCUCCGGCCGCUGUCGGCUACGGCUACGGAGGAUAUGGCCAUGGCGGCUACGGAGGAUACGGUCACGGCGGAUACGGAGGUUACGGACACGGUGGAUACGGAGGAUACGGAGCCGGCUACGUCGCCCCUGCAGUCGCGACUUACGCUGCUCCCGCCGUUGCCCGCUAUGCCGUCCCGGCUGUAACCAAGACCGUGUCCGUGGCUCCUGCCGUCGCCAGUUACGCCGUGCCGGCUGUGGCCACCAAGGCUGUCGGCUACGGCCUCGGCUACGGUGGCGGAUACGGAGGUGGCUACGGAGCCGGAUACGGCAUCGGAUAUGGAGCCGGGUACGGCCUCGGCUACGCAGCGCCAGUGUACAGCCACUACACGUCCAAGUAUUACAAGAAAAUCGCAGCAGCCGUUCUAAGCUUCGUCGCCUCGGCUCUAGCUGGUGGCUACGGAGGUGGUUACGGUGGCGGUUACGGCGGCGGCUACGCCGCGGCGCCCGUCGCACUCGCCACCUACGCCGCCCCGGCCGUAGGCUACGGAUACGGCGUAGGCGCCAAGACCCUGUCCUACGGCGCAACCUACUCUGCACCCGUCGCUGCCUAUGCCGCCCCAGCCGUCACCAAGACCGUCUCAACGUACGCCGCUCCCGCCGUAGCCUAUGGUGGAUACGGAAGUUACGGUGGAUACGGAGGUUACGGUGGAUACGGAGGAUACGGCGGCUACGGAGGAGGACUGGGAUACGCCACCUACGCCGCACCCGCCGUGGCUAAGACCGUUGUGGCCGCUCCGGCGGUCGCUACAUACGCCGCUCCCGCCGCUGUCGGCUACGGCUACGGAGGAUACGGCCACGGUGGCUACGGAGGAUACGGUCACGGCGGAUACGGAGGUUACGGACACAGUGGAUACGGAGGAUACGGAGCCGGCUACGUCGCCCCUGCAGUCGCGACUUACGCUGCUCCCGCCGUUGCCCGCUAUGCCGUCCCGGCUGUAACCAAGACCGUGUCCGUGGCUCCUGCCGUCGCCAGCUACGCCGUACCGGCUGUGGCCACCAAGGCUGUUGGCUACGGCCUCGGCUACGGUGGCGGAUACGGAGGUGGCUACGGAGCCGGAUACGGCAUCGGAUAUGGAGCCGGGUACGGCCUCGGCUACGCAGCGCCAGUGUACAGCCACUACACGUCCAAGUAUUACAAGAAAUGAGCGCAUACCAAGACCAGCCUCUGAAGAAGAGCACGUCACAGCGCUCGCAAGAUUUUCGGGCUUCCACCAGGCAUCAGCGCAUCGAACGAGACUCACCAUCGAGACAAGCUUCCGCGCUUUUUCUUCGUAUUUAUUUUCUCGCUCGGCUGACUCGUGCUGCCGAUGCUUCUCCCGUUGAAAAUAAAAAAAAGCUCGCGAUAACACUUCA